Molecule: messenger RNA, 1634 nt
Organism: Psammomys obesus (fat sand rat)
Lineage: Eukaryota; Metazoa; Chordata; Mammalia; Rodentia; Muridae
Gene: Ndufv1
Product: NADH:ubiquinone oxidoreductase core subunit V1
Exons: 10
Coding region: 161-1555 (464 amino acids)
Biological process (GO): mitochondrial electron transport, NADH to ubiquinone
Molecular function (GO): NADH dehydrogenase (ubiquinone) activity; NAD binding; 4 iron, 4 sulfur cluster binding
Source: RefSeq, a predicted model, not a curated record
AGGAAGAAAGCAAAGGCGCGGGGCGGCCUGGGGGCGCAGCUGGCUGCCGGUCGUGUGACGUGCUUCCUGUGCGUCCCCCCUCCGUGCGUUUCUGUCGCGCCGGUCCCGCGGCUGGAAGUUGUGAAGGUGACAGCGGGAGGUGACCCGCCUGGCUUGCGCGAUGCUGGCGGCACGGCAUUUUCUCGGCGGGUCGCUUCCCGUGCGGGCGUCUGUGCGUUUCAGCAGCGGCACGACAGCACCUAAGAAAACCUCAUUUGGAUCGCUGAAGGAUGAAGACCGGAUCUUCACCAACCUGUAUGGCCGCCAUGACUGGAGGCUGAAAGGUGCCCAGAGUCGGGGUGACUGGUACAAGACAAAGGAGAUCCUGCUGAAGGGGCCGGACUGGAUCUUGGGUGAGAUCAAGACAUCCGGUUUACGGGGCCGUGGUGGCGCUGGCUUCCCCACUGGCCUCAAGUGGAGCUUCAUGAAUAAGCCCUCGGAUGGCAGGCCCAAGUACCUGGUGGUGAAUGCUGAUGAGGGGGAGCCAGGCACCUGUAAGGACCGCGAGAUCAUGCGCCACGACCCUCACAAGCUGGUGGAGGGCUGCCUGGUGGGAGGCCGGGCCAUGGGAGCCCGGGCUGCCUAUAUCUACAUCCGAGGAGAAUUCUACAACGAGGCCUCCAAUCUGCAGGUAGCUAUCCGAGAGGCCUACGAAGCAGGUCUGAUUGGCAAGAACGCCUGUGGCUCUGACUAUGAUUUUGAUGUGUUUGUGGUACGUGGGGCUGGGGCCUACAUCUGUGGAGAGGAGACGGCACUCAUUGAGUCCAUUGAAGGCAAGCAGGGAAAGCCACGCCUGAAGCCGCCCUUUCCAGCAGAUGUGGGAGUGUUUGGAUGCCCCACAACCGUGGCCAAUGUGGAGACGGUGGCUGUGUCCCCCACCAUCUGCCGUCGUGGGGGCGCCUGGUUUGCUGGCUUUGGCCGAGAACGUAACUCAGGGACCAAACUAUUCAACAUCUCUGGCCAUGUCAACUACCCCUGCACUGUGGAAGAAGAGAUGUCUGUGCCACUGAAAGAGCUGAUUGAGAAGCAUGCGGGUGGCGUCACAGGUGGCUGGGACAACCUCCUGGCUGUGAUUCCUGGCGGCUCAUCCACUCCGCUGAUCCCCAAAUCUGUGUGUGAGACAGUGCUGAUGGACUUCGAUGCACUGGUGCAGGCCCAGACUGGCCUGGGCACGGCUGCAGUGAUUGUCAUGGACCGCUCGACUGACAUUGUGAAAGCCAUUGCUCGCCUCAUUGAGUUCUACAAGCACGAGAGCUGUGGCCAGUGUACCCCCUGCCGUGAGGGUGUUGACUGGAUGAACAAGGUGAUGGCCCGCUUUGUGAAGGGGAACGCCCGGCCCGCUGAGAUCGACUCCCUCUGGGAGAUCAGCAAGCAGAUAGAGGGCCACACCAUUUGUGCUCUGGGUGACGGGGCCGCCUGGCCAGUACAGGGUCUGAUCCGACACUUCCGGCCAGAGCUUGAGGAUCGGAUGCACCGGUUUGCCCAGCAGCAGCAGGCUUGGCAGGCAGCCUCCUGAGCCCAUAUCCUAGCCUGCUGAUUUCACUUCUCUUUGGGAAGCUGGACAAUAAACAGGAGCUGCCCGUUCUCCGAUCACA